Messenger RNA from Colletotrichum spaethianum, 2574 nucleotides. RefSeq names its product dual specificity tyrosine-phosphorylation-regulated kinase mbk-2. Gene Ontology annotation, biological process: peptidyl-threonine phosphorylation; peptidyl-serine phosphorylation. The transcript is spliced from 4 exons. Gene Ontology annotation, molecular function: ATP binding; protein serine/threonine kinase activity. The record is from RefSeq and is a predicted model, not a curated record. NCBI's taxonomy places the organism in Eukaryota, Fungi, Ascomycota, Sordariomycetes, Glomerellales, Glomerellaceae. Bases 1 to 2574 code for a protein of 857 amino acids.
AUGGCAGUAGACCAGUCGGUAAGAUCGACCGAGUCUACGUUCGACCAACAAACCAAGGAACAUGUCCAAUCCGGUGUUGCAGGGGAACUUAAUGAUGACUCGAUUGUACACAGCGAUACCAACUUCAAUGGAAAAAGUUCAGAGAAUCCGGCAUUGCGGUUGACCGCCGACGAUGGCACAGAGACUGAACUGGACGAUGUCAAAAAUGCUGAGCUUGCCUCUGGUGAGCUCGUGAGAGCUAUGACGGGACUGGAGAAUGACCUCUCCGCAGUGAGAUCAGCAAUCCAGUCAAAGACCCCGUCUGAUGUCCAAACUAUUGUUAUCGACCAUGGUGACACGGCACAAUUACAGCAACAAGACCAAAAUGCUCAGGUUCCUAUUCCUGCGUCACCUGGAAACGAUCUCGCGGGUAUCGGCGGGACGCUCAGAGAGGGAGAGAUGGAAGUCGACACUCACCUCGAGCUGUCGGACACGGAAAGCGAGGAAGCAGACAAUCUCUGGAGCUUGCUCGACGACAACCUCAUCACCCCACCGCCACACGAUGGCAAGAAGUUUCUACCAUUGAACGAACUCCGCAGGAUCAUCGCAAAGCCCAAGGUGCAUCGAGCGCUGAGAAGCUCUUUCUCGAACGAUAAGGCUUUUGAGUAUGCCAACGCCGUGUGCAAUAGGACAAGUUACAACAACAACCAACAGACGACGCGGCAAAGGAUGUUCGCCAUCCUAGUGCUCACAGAAAACAUUGGCGCUUUACCCAGUCUCAUUGAUGAGGACCUUCACGACGCACAUCUCCCUUUCGAGGCAGAUAGGGACGAAGGUAAGAAGAAAUGGUACUUGUAUCGCAAAGGAGAGAACGGAACUCGCAUCCGAUUCGAGGGAAGUCUCAAGUGGAAGAAUCCGAAGAUCAAACUCUUUCAUGAGAAGCAGUGGCUCUUUCUUUCUCCUUUUUUCAACAUGCUGGCAAACAAACCGUUGGCGUAUCCUCUCGAACCCAUGGUCAUUCUCCCCUUCCUUGAAGGGGCUGAGGGGCAACAUGACACGGUCUAUGGUGGUUACAGCUCGGUAUGGAGAGUUAAGAUCCACCAUGCGCAUCACAACUAUACACACCGUGCGGAACCCUAUUUUGCUAUCAAAAAGCUGCUUUCUAUCGACGAGCCUGCCUUCAACCAAGAGCUUCAGGCGCUAAAGACGUUUAACCUUGAAGGCCAUGAACACCUGACCAAGCUGCUAGCGACGUACGAAUAUCAUGGCCACCGGUUUUUCCUUUUUCCAUGGGCAGACGGUAACCUCCGAGAGUUUUGGGAGAGAUUUCAACGUCCAAAACCAAGUUACCUACUCGUGAAGUGGAUAGCAAAGCAGUCCGCUGGUUUAGCAUCAGGUCUCGAGCUCAUUCAACAUCCGCCGCGGGAUACAAUGAAGGUGGAAGACCCUAAGAACUUUGGUCGACAUGGGGACUUGAAGCCAGAGAAUGUGCUAUGGUUCAAGGACAGCGAUCAACUUCAGAACAUGCCGGGCAACGGGACUCUCAAGAUUACGGAUUUCGGCCUGACCCGAUUCCACCGAGACAUUACUAAGUCCAAGGACAAUGCUCGAGGACUUGGCGUUUCAUUGACAUACAAGGCACCCGAGGUCGAUGUAGUUGACCGUGUCUCUCAGGCUUACGACCUCUGGACUAUGGGUCUACUCCUUCUAGAGUUCGUGACUUGGUACCUUAAAGGAUGGGAGGGCGUCGAUGAAUUCUCUAAAAACCGAUCAAAAGACGACAAGGGGAACGAGUUUAGUAUGGAUACAUUUUAUAACCUUGAAACGCAAAACGGAAGGACCGUCGCUACUCUGAAACCUUCGGUCAAGGAGGGACAGUGGACUCAGAAGUUACACAAAGACUCUAACUGCUCUCUCUUUCUCCAUGCUCUAAUCACUUACAUAUCGCAUCAUCUGAUCCGGGUAGAUCGCAAUGAGAGACACACGAGCAGGGAAGUGGCACAAAAACUGAGGGAUAUGGCCGGAAAAUGCGCAAGAGAUUCGCAAUAUGCGUGGCGUGGAUGUCCUAAGCCUCCGAACAAGUCCGACACCGCCCGCACUGACAACACUGUCUCAGAUGACGGCUAUGGGGGCGUAGAUCGCCGGGAAGCUGUGGAUUCAUGCCACCCUUCCCCGGAGAUUUGCGGCCACGAUCUCUCCAAACCAGAUCCCAUGGAAGAUGUCGUUGCGCUGGAUGAUCUGCUCGAAGAUACUCCUACACAUAACCGCAGAGUCCUCGCCAAUGGGUCAGACAUUAUGCCUCCUCCCAGAAGCAACUCCGCCCAACAGGCGCUACACGAAGAAAACACAGACCCAAAGGAAUCCAUCAAGCUAUUUACGUCGACACUGACGGAUAGCCCUCCUCCUAGCCCACAAUUCACUAGCCAGGCAAGCACAAUCACCGAGAACAGUGAUGAAGGGCGCUUCACGUUGAAAAGGGGUCGGUUCGAUUACUUCGAUAACUCACUAGGACGGGAGUUAAAGCAGCCAAAGCUGCAUGCCAAUGGAAUGGUCUUGAACGGACAAGAUCCUGAUCACCUGCGUCAUAUGCAAUAG